This is a messenger RNA of Syngnathus typhle (broad-nosed pipefish), 7197 nucleotides long. RefSeq names its product transcription regulator protein BACH2-like. The coding region runs from base 150 to 2513 and encodes 787 amino acids. The record is from RefSeq and is a predicted model, not a curated record. Gene Ontology annotation, molecular function: DNA-binding transcription factor activity, RNA polymerase II-specific; RNA polymerase II cis-regulatory region sequence-specific DNA binding; protein binding. The transcript is spliced from 5 exons. NCBI's taxonomy places the organism in Eukaryota, Metazoa, Chordata, Actinopteri, Syngnathiformes, Syngnathidae. Gene Ontology annotation, biological process: regulation of transcription by RNA polymerase II.
UUCUUUCUUUUCCGUUCCUUCCUUCCUUGUUGUGAAUGAGAGGCGAGCAUGACGUCAGCAAAGCAAUGUCAACAAUGCAGCCCUUGGAGGAGAAAAGGCGUUCCAUCCUAACGCGAACAGAAAGCCGUCCACGACGCACCGAUUGAUUGAUGCAUCUAGCCCAUUCAAAUGGCGAUUGGUGUUCUUCGACGAAAGCGGGGAUUGAGCACGAUGCAGACCUACUUUGGUUUGUGAGAACCAACCGUGGGCGAGCGAGCGAGCGAGAGGGCAGAAAAGGGGCGCCACCGGGAGUGAUGUCGACGGGGGACGAGCAGGAGGCAGAGGCAACCGUGCCCGUAUACGUGUACGAGUCCAAGGUUCACUGCGCCAAUGUUUUGUUGAGCCUGGAAGAGCAGCGGCGACAGGGCGUCCUGUGCGACGUCACCGUGGUGGUGGAGGGCAGGGAGGUCCGAGCGCACAGGGCCAUCCUCGCUGCCAGUAGCCGCUACUUCCUGCAAGCCCUGCUGGGAUACAACGGCCCGCCGGGGGAACCCGUCAUUAACCUCCCGGACAAGGUUAGCGCAAAGGGCUUUGCCCCGCUGCUCCAGUUCGCCUACACGGCCAAGCUGCUUUUAAGCCGGGAGAACAUCCACGAGGUCAUCCUGUGCGCCGACUUCCUGGGCGUCCACAAUCUGGAGGAUUCUUGUUUCCGCUUUCUUCAAGCCCAGCUCCAGAAUGACACGCAACGGAGCGGCAAGAAGGAAUACAGCAAUGAAUUUUGCGAGCCGCGCCAUUCCGCAGACGGCGGGCAGCACGGCAGCAAUGUAGCAACCGCAAAGCCACUUCCGACCGACCUUCCCGGGUAUCGGCACGACGGCGAGGGCCGUGACGACGACGCCAUCUUGGCCAGCCGUCACUCCGGCAGCCCCGUAAGCUCGCAGCUCACCGACUGCAGCGAUGGCACCACGCAAGCGCUUAUCAGCCCCUCGCACAUCAAAGAGGAACCCAUCUUUGAGGACGAAAGAGACGACGGGCGCGCGUGCAACCGAGAUUUGUCCAUGGAAGAGGUGCUAGAGAUGGAGUUAGAAGUGGAAGGGGUUCCCGUAGCGGCCGAGUGCUCCCCGAGCCACAGCGGCGGCAGCGGUGGUGGCGGCGGCGGCGGCGGCUCGCCUUCAUCCUGCCUGCGCUCGCCUUCGUCCUGCCUGCGCUCCUACCUCCAAAGAGGGGGACUGGAUCUCAGCGGCGUGCCGAGCGCCACCAUCGAGCAGCUGCUGUCCAACAGACUGUCCCUCAGCCACUACAGGGAGAUAGUCAAGCACAGACACAAGGACAAAAGGGAAGCGGCCAGCGCACCGCCGGAUGUAGCGGGAGCAGCGCUGUGUGCCGGCAAAGCCGCCGCCGCCGCCGCCUCCUCCUCCUCCUCCUCCUCCUCUUCCUCCUCAACAACCUCAGGGGAGCUCGAUAGACGCAGUGUCAUUUUCUCCUCAACAGUAAGUGAUCAUCAUCAUCCCCACCACGGGGGGGAUGACAAAGUCCCGGGCUCGGAUACGACGUCUUGUGGCAGCUCGCGUCUGAUCCCAAACUGCGUCAAGACGUGGCGCUAUUCCCCCGUCCCGUCGGAGCCCCUGACUCAGACUUGCAGCUCCCACUCUUCUUUCUCGUACGCAGAGGACGGGGGAAGCGGCAGCAGCCCACCUUCUUCCAACCUGCAACAAUUGGACUUCUCCCUUUCCCCUCUGCCGCCGCCGCCGCUGCACUCUGGCUGCAGGUCUGAACUCUCUCAGUGCCUGGUGAGCAGGGACGAGGCCAGGGAGCUCCACGGUGGUGGAGAGCUUGUCUUUUCUCAGGGUUGCGCCAAGAUCAAAAGUGAGCAGGGAUUCAGCGCCAGCGGUGGAAAUUCCAGCGACGAGUCGGGGGGCUCUUUCUCCGAGGGAGACAGCGAAAGUGGCAUCAGAGUAUCCGGUCCUGAGGUAAAGCUCCCUUUUCCGGUGGACCAGAUCACCAACUUGCCACGCAAUGACUUCCAGAUUCUCAUCAAGAUGCACAAACUGACCUCAGAGCAGCUGGAGUUCAUUCACGACAUUCGCCGUCGCAGUAAAAACCGGAUCGCCGCCCAGCGCUGUCGUAAACGGAAGCUGGACUGCAUCCAGAACCUGGAGAGCGAGAUCCGCAAGUUGGUGUGUGAGAAAGAAAAACUGCUGAGCGAGCGCAACCAACUGAAGGUGUGCAUGUCUGAGCUGUGGCAGAACCUCUCCUUCCUCUCCCAGCAAGUGUGCCGAGAUGUGCAGGACAGCCGCUCGCUUCCUCUCUCCGGCGCUAUGGACGAGGCCCCCUACCGCGCUCCAAAGUCGACGCUCGGAGUUGGAAGCGCGUCGGCGGGCGAGAGCAAGGAUGGGCAGCCGGGGGCGGAGCUCUCGGCAAAAGGCCCGCUGGCGUUUGAGGAGAUCUACAGUCCCAGCGUAACUGUGGAUUUCUGUCAGGAAAUGAUUCAGAAAUGCACGACGGAAGAACAGAAGAGACACGACGGCACUUAAAGUUCAGUCGUAAGUGCCGGCGGGCGGGCGCCUUCCUAUCUAUCUAUCUAUCGGUCGAUCGAUCGAUCUGUAUGUAGAUGUUUCAAAAGGAAGGGACAGCAAAAUGGUUCUCCCAGCAAUACUCCUCCACAGGUAUCUUUUCCCAAAAUGACGGGCAGCUUUUGACUGUUUGUUCCUCGGCUCGGCUCGGCUCGGCUCGGCUCGGCUCGGCUCGGCUCGGCUCGGCUUUCCUCCUUCCUGCGGGCAUUGCAGGAGGUUCAACUCAGGAAUUUCUCCGAAUGUUCACCCAAGUCCUUUUGACAGCAAAUCUGGCAAGUUGACCACCUUGAAGUACAUACCUCUUUUUUUCUCAUUUGAUUGACAAUCUUGGGCUCCCAAUUGACAUUUGCGUCCUGCAAAUAGUGGCCAUGCAAAGCGGCUAAGACGCCGAGCCUUUUUGCCCCAUGCUACUUGCCGUGGCCACAAACUUUGUGGCAUAUGUCGUGUGCGUCGGUGGCUGGUCCAAAUUGUGCUCGGGAUCUCAUUGUUGUCCCAGGCUGUAUGGUGGGACUAGGGCACUUUUUUUUGUUUUUGUUUUUCUUGGGUUGCUCCCAUUUUGGUGGUAAUAACAGCCUUGCCAUGGGAAGUGUGUCCCUACAGGUAAGUGACACUUUCUUUUGCAUUGUCACAUUUUGGAUGAUGUGGUUGUCUGGCGCUAAUUUUGUUUAGAUCACUUUUGGCCUUCACAGCUCAAUUGAGGCACCAUGGUGGCUGGCUGGCUGGCUGGCUGGCUGGCUGGCUGGCUGGCUGUCUGGCUGGCUGUCUGUCUGGCUGGCUGGCUGGCUGGCUGGCUGGCUGGCUGGCUGGCUGGCUGGCUGGCUGGCUGGUGGGAGGUCAGUUCAAACAAAACACAGCAACAUUUGUUGUUGUUUUUAAGUUCCCUUGAUAUGACUUUCCCGCAAAAUAACAUUUGGUUGAAAUCUGCCCAGUUCCAUCAUAGGAGCGCUAAAUGGCCAAUGUAUAUUAUGUCAGUAAAUGGGGUUUCAAAUCUGCUCCCCCAAGCCAGCGCUCAUUUUGCCUUUGCGACGCAAAUGCCAGCGUCGCGAUUGGUCGUAGGUUUGCCAACUGCCAUGCCUGCCUGCCUUCCUGCCUGCCCGCCUGCCUGCCGUUUGCAGCAAUUUUGCGCAUUGGGCCAAUGGCGUGCGUCUUGGGUGCAGCAGUGCUCAAUAGCGCAACUUCCACAUCUGUUUGUCAACUUUGUGUUUUUUAAAAACAUGGUUGGCCAUUCAGCCUGAAUGAGGAUAUUAGGAGCUGGGUGAGUCCCAAGCUAUUUGAAGAUGUCCCGCCCACACUUUGCCAAAUGUGUUACUCAACACCCUGAUCUGGAGGCUUCAUUGACGAGUGUUGAUUUGAGUUUUGUUCAGCAGUGUUCUUAGAAGUUUGGGUUUUGCUUGAAAAGGGUUAAGGAAGAGUCUACUGCUGAAACAAGUAGAAUGUCAAAGGACAUGCAUGUCUAUUUGAUUUGAUUUGAUUUGAUUUGAUUUGAAUUUGAGCUUCCCAAAACAGCCUAGUACAACUUUGUGGAGCUUUUCUUGAGGCACAAUCCAUCUCAACUUGUCUGUAAUUGACUCAAGACUUUGCUGUUAAAGGGGGAUUGCAUACAUUUGAGGAAAUGGUCAAAAAGAGCAAGUGUCAUUAUGCAACAUUUCUACAUCCAACUGUCUUUGUUGAAUGGAUGUGCCUAUUUCGUUGUUUUUCUUUGAAACUUGGCAUAUGCCUAACGAUGGAUGGAACUUACUAAAUGUUUUCAUUCAAACAAUAUUCCUUCCGCACGUGCCUAUCUUAACAUUGCUCCGAUCCAUCUUCCCAAUGAUGCACAAGUGUUUUGUCCCCCAAGUAUCUCACGAGUUAUCGUGCUCCUCACAAUUCUGUAACUCUAUUUUGAAUGUUUUGAUGACGUCGCUCCAAUGAAAAGUAAUCCGUUUGUCUGGCCGUGGGUAGCCUUUCAUAUUUCUUCAAUCAAUUCCAAUGAUGAUGGGAUGCUAAAAAUAUUGAUCCGAUUAGGCCUUGGGUGUUCACGCGGAACAAAUCACGUUGACGUGCGCAGAUCGACAAAAACUACCGGAAAUCCCAGUCGAAGAAGCUGUAGCGACCGACGUCUGUGUCAGCAAAACGACGAUUGUCGUUGGAGACAACUUGUUCCCGUCUCACUCUUCUUUCUCAUGUCAUGAGAGAAGAGAUCAAUUCACCAAAUGUGCUCCUCGCAACCUAUUGCCCGUCCAUGCGUAAAUUGGGAGUAGAAACAUUGUAGCGUCUCUCAGUCACAGUUGCAUACUUGGGAGAUGGCGGCUAGUUUUGUUAAGACGGUCAAAGAAAGGACAGACGACGUGAUCAUCCGUCUGCUUCAUGCAAGCCAAAAGUGGGAUCUAAUUGUCAUUUCACGUUUGUACCAAUCUAACUUGUGAUUUCUUUUCACCAAGGUUUGAUGCUUCCGUUAGCCCAUUGUCACGCGACACACGUUUUGAUGUCAAUGUGGCAGCGUUUUUCCCCAAAUACGCUAAAACCACACUGGUGCAUUAUUGAGUCGGGGUAAUGCCAAAUGGAAGGAAGGGCCAGGCGGAGUGCCGCCGCCGCCGCCGUCGUCGUUUGUUCCAGGUUGAAGGUCCCAUGUUGAAGCCGUUUGCAAUGUCGACCAAACAAAGGCCUCUUCUGCUUACUUGACAGUACGUAGCGGCAUCAUUGACGGGCCUUGAACGUACGUGCGGGCGUGCGUGCCUGGAACGCAAAUUAUUUUCCCUCUUGCAAUUGCGGCUGGUUUUUCCACAGUAGAAAUUGGUCGGCUUCGUAUGACAUCGUAAAUGUGAACUUUAUUCAUUUGGGCUACGGUGGAGGUGAAAUGACAUAGAUGAUGGGCAGCUUUCUCACAGUCGUUCUAGUUAACAAUUCCACCCGUUAAUUUAGUACUAGUCACACGUGUACUCGCGUGUAAGUUGUAAUGUUUUCCUUAAGACGAGUGAGCAUGUUUACGAUUUGACUGUAUUGCGUUUUAUUUUGCUUUUGUAAAGGUACUACUAAGACCCCGUUAUGAAGUUCAUUAGAAAAGCAUUUUGUAAGUUAGCUAAAUGUUGAUGAAUUGGAGGGAAACAUAUGACAAGUGCAGCUAAGUUUUCUUUCUCCUACAAAGGUUUGAUUUCAUGUCACUUAGUAUAUGUCAUGAUAAUGGUGAAAUGCUCGUAUGGUGAAGAUGAGGCCACUGGGGGGUGAGAAAAAUAACGAUUGCGUGUGUGUAUAUAUCUUCCCUUUGUGUAAAUAUGGAGAACAAGAUUGUUCAAUAGUAAAUAAAUGAUCAAAGCAGCCAAUCCAAAUGAAAAUGGAAAUAUUGCUGCCUUUAAAUGACAAGAAUGGGAAUAGCAGAUUGCACCCCAAGCGCUAGGCGGAUGAACACUUUCCUUUUUUAUUUUGCUAAGGGUCAAAACUAAAAGAUCAUAGUACCUUUCAUAAUGAUUGUUUACUACUUGUAUUUAUUUCAUUUGGACUCUUUUGUUUCUCCAUAAAGUGUAGAUGCUAACUUGAAGCUUAUGGAAAUGAAAUUGCACUUAAAACAUCUAAAUGACAAAUGAAAAGUUUGCGCUUCUAAAUAAUAAGGUUGACAUUCUUGUGUUGAAAAUGCCUUGACUGGUUUCAGUGUGUGCUUUGAACUGGUGGCUAUUUGUGUUUUCUUCUCUUUCCGCUCAACUAAUGUUGCAUUCAGAGGUGUUGAUGGAGAAGCAACGGCACUGAUGCGCCGAUGCAAUGAUGCUUUGCUUUGCUUUGCUUUGCCUUGCUUUGCUUUGCUUUGCUUUGCUUUGCUUUGCUUUGCUUUGCUUUGCUUUUGCCAUCCAUCCAUCCAUCCAUCCAUCCAUCCAUCCAGCCAGCCAGCCAGCCAGCCAGCCAGCCAGUCACAGAAAUCAAUUUGGAGCAUGGGCAAAGAGUAGUAACUCUGAAAAUGGUCCCAUGCCAAAAGCCUUGCCUGUGUGCAUUGCCGCUCCUAUUGUAUUGUGCGGAAGCAGGCGCGCCAAGAGUUUCUGUCGCUCGUCUCCAACGAGCCUCGAAAACAAACGACGCCGUUAUUUGAAUUUGUGCACAAUUUCCUUUUGAGUGGGAAGCGCCGCUGCUGACGACAAAGCAUUGCCAUUUUCAACGCCUCUGAAUGCAGCUCGGCUCGGCCGAUAAUUGUGACGCUCUUCUCGGGCCUUUUUCACUGGGUGGAAAUGAAAGGAAGUACUACUUCAACUGAUUUGUUGUCCGUUCCAGCUGCAACUAGCUCGACUUGUUUCUCAGAUUUGGACAUUUCUGAAAAGCUCCGUUGAACGCACUUCAAACAUAUCUACCUGGAUAAUUCAGCAUACAUACCUCUUUUUGUGGGUAACGAUAGACUGUACGUAGUUUCCGUGGCGUUGUUUGUAACUUUUUACCCUUUGAACAUUCUUGUAUUUGUACCUUUUGACAUGUUCUCCUUUUUUUUGAGUACCUGCAACACGACUGUUCUAGGCAGAUUCAGCACUCUUGAUUUCAUUUUGUACCUCUGAAUGUUCAAAUGGCACAUUUAGUUUCGAGAAGAUUUCUUUGGUAAAUGUGCAACACGUCACAUUCCUUUGGUAUGAAAACAUGAGACGAAACCUUUUUUUUUUUUUGUCGAGGAAUAAAUAAAACAAAAAGCAUGGUU